CAGCCAGAGCCAGUGGGCUUAGUUGCGGCAAUGGCGAGUACAUUCGCACUCCGCCUAGGGCCGCGCCUCGCGGCGCCCCCUCCGACGAGGGCGACGAGCGGAGGAGGAGGAGGUAGCCGCCCUCCCAAUAGACGAGCGCUGGUGUCAAAGAAGCCAAACAAGCACCACCAUUUGUGGAUUAGGAAGGAUUCAGCUGGGUCAGGGAAGAAGGCUCUUUGUCUUGUUAAUACUGUUUCAAAGCUGCCGAAUGAAAAAGAAACUGUUUAUGGCGCAUUGGAUAGGUGGACUGCUUUUGAGCCUGAAUUUCCUAUUAUAGCAGCAGCAAAAGCUUUGGCAAUGCUGAAGAAGCGAAGAAAAUGGCUACAAAUUAUCCAGGUAACCAAGUGGUUGAUGAGUAAAGGUCAGGUGAUGACAUGGACAACAUACGAUACACUGUUGUUGGCUCUUUUUAUGGAUGGAAGGGUAGAUGAGGUUGAGUCAAUAUGGAACACUAUCAUACAAACUUAUACACGCUCAGUGCCCAAGAAGUUGUUCUCUCGGAUGAUCCAGAUUUACAACGCGCGCCAUCUUCCAGACAAAGUUUUGGAGAUAUACGGUGACAUGGAGGAAUUAGGGGUACAUCCAGAUGAGGAUACAACAAGAAGGAUCGGACGAGCAUUUGCAGCCUCCGGCCAGGAAGAUAAGCAAAAGCCUGUCCUUGAGAAAUACUUGAAGAAGUGGAAGUACAUCCAUUUCAACGGAGAGCGUGUUCGGGUGAAGAGGGCAGGACCUUUGGCAUAGUAACCGUUGUGUGAAUAGCUUGGGCCGAACAGUAGGAAUAUCGCCUCAUCUGGACAUAUGCAAGUGAUAUCUUCUUCCGAGGUCCUAUGUGAGCAUGCCAGAUGGAACGAGGUGUGAAAUUGUAAUGCUCUCUAGACACAUAUACAGGGUGUCAAACAGCUAACAUGCUAAUGAUUUUGGUGUCAAAACAUGUACUCCCCCUCCAUCUAAAAAUAGGUGUCUUAGUUUAGUCUAGACGGACAAACUGUGAUGUUUUAAA
Molecule: messenger RNA, 1039 nt
Organism: Lolium perenne
Lineage: Eukaryota; Viridiplantae; Streptophyta; Magnoliopsida; Poales; Poaceae
Product: pentatricopeptide repeat-containing protein At4g18975, chloroplastic
Molecular function (GO): protein binding
Source: RefSeq, a predicted model, not a curated record